Molecule: messenger RNA, 5394 nt
Organism: Sardina pilchardus (European sardine)
Lineage: Eukaryota; Metazoa; Chordata; Actinopteri; Clupeiformes; Clupeidae
Gene: spata13
Product: spermatogenesis associated 13
Exons: 14
Coding region: 497-4525 (1342 amino acids)
Biological process (GO): intracellular signal transduction
Molecular function (GO): guanyl-nucleotide exchange factor activity; protein binding
Source: RefSeq, a predicted model, not a curated record
CACGGAUGCUGGCCAAUAGCGUACUUCGAUCAGCCUUGAGAUGGUCUGCUCACCACCCACACUUCAGUAUCAACGAACUUUUGAGUUUUCUUGUCGGAACUGCUGGUCAAGUAGAGACCUUUGAUGUUCGUUUGACAUACUUAGAGCUUUCCCUGACGUCUCGGUUUCUGUAUUGAUUUAAUCACUAAAUUUGAGAAAGUUCACUAUUUUUUCCGAUUAGUUUGAUUAACUUUCUCCUCGACGGUUCUAUGGCGAUUGUAGAAUGCAGCGCUCAGUAAAUCCGAAGUCAGCUAUUUUUUUUUCAGAUAUUGCUUUAGCAUUCGCCCGUUUAAGUUAACUAUUUCCGAUGUGUUUACAUGGAGGAAUAUAAUAGAUGCGAAUGCGCGGACCUUUGGACUUAACCCCAACUUGUUAGCCUGAGAGUCGAUGGCUACCGAGCAAGAAGACGCAGCUGGGCUAGUGUGAAACAUCGGACAUAGUCACGCUAGCAAGGAGCAUGAGAAAGGCGGCUCAGGUGCAUGGCGCCGCGUCUACGCUGGAUGAUCCGCUGCCGUGCCCUCCGCAGGGAGAGACGCCCGGACCUGCCCCCCCGCGACCCCUGGACGACCUUUGCCCCUUCCAGGAAGCGAAUCAACGGACCGGCUCGGGUUGCGCGGCGCAGGUGCGGCCCGUGAGGCCUGAGCCGUGCAGCGAGGAGAGCCGGCUGAAUGGACUCAACAGCCAGGCCUGGUGCAGCCCUGUGAUUGGUCAGCCGGAGGCCAAGCCCUACCCCUCCAGAAUUAUGCGUCUGUUCUCCAAUCAGAAGCGCUCUGGGGACGCCGCUUUGGAGAGGACUUCAAACCACGGCUCUGCCGUGAACCCUCAGACCUGGUCGAACCUCUCCGGUCUGAAGGUCAUGGGGUCGUUCAAGAAACUCCGCUCGUCCGUGUUCCAAGGCAUCCAGAGCCGAGGCAACGGCACAACAGCCAAUCAGGACGCAGAUUAUACGACGAUAACCAAUGAGGACACAGGGUGCGUUGACCUCUCCAAUGGACAGCAACCUCAGCAGCUGGGUAGAGAGGGUUGCCAGGGUAACGGAGUGUGUGGGGGGGAGGCGAUCUUCGGGAUCUGCUCUGGUGUCCAUGACGAUGAGGAUGAGGACGACAACGACGACGAGUUCCAGAGGAAUAGCCACUUCUCUCGGAGCAUUCGCCGAGCCUACGGUGCCGGGAGGAUCACUCUUCUGGACGCGGGGCGGAACGCCCGGCCCGACGCUCCCCCGAAGUCGCCCAAAGCGGCCGUCGCCGCGCCUCCCUGCCCCUCCCCCUCCCGCCGGCCCCGUCCCCGUCCCGUGAGCGCGGCGUUCGCCGGCUCCGAGGCGCACCUGGCGGGCGAGGCCAACGGCGGGGCGCUGAGCCGGCUGAGCAAGAGCGCCGAGAACCUGCACCUGUUCAAGGCCCCCUUCAGGCGCAAGACGGCCUCGGCGCACCUCGCCCACCCCCACCCGCCGCCGCGGAACCUAGAACAGGACCCGGAGCCCCCGCCGGAACCGGACGCCCCGGAGCGGGGCCGGACUUCCAACAUCAAGCGGGCCACCAGCGCCUCGUCGGUGGACGGCGGCGGCGAGCGCGGUUCGGGCCGCUGGCGGAGCCCCAGCAGGACGCGGGGCCAGAUGCAGCGGCUGGUGGGCAGCCUGACGGACCUGACGUCCAGACGCCGGCCCAGCGGCCCCCUGUCGCCGCCCUCGCCGUCGUCGGCACCGCCGCUGUCGCUGUCGCCCCUCAGCCGCAUCCACGACGACUACUCCCGCCGCACGCCCUGCGUGCCCCCCUCGGACCGCCAGCGCCGCCCGUCGCCGGCCCGCGUCCGGGCCGCGGGCGAGAGGGAGGGCGCCGCUCAGCGGGUCACUGCCGCCGUCGUGGUGGUGGAACACACACCCUCCAUACACCCGGUUCCUCUCGGCUCGCCGGACCUGACGGAGCUCACUCCUCGCGCAGACGACACGAGCGAAGAGCAUCACAGCUCGACCCUGCAGCUGGACCAUCAGUGUCCGGCACCACUGACGUCCUCUCCUCUGUCGGCCGCCCGCAGCCCCAGUCAUGCACCUGCAGGGAAUUCUGGGCCAGUGGAGGACCGGAGAACUGGGACAGUCCCACCCCUGCAGCCUUGCCCACAGUCUGCAGUAGAUAAAGCAGAGGACCACUUGCAAGACCAGCUAAAGUGCAUAUGGAAGAGCCCAGAGAAAGAUGCGGAUGAACAAGAGUCUGACGGGUACACCAAGGUCGCAUGCGAUGCCACGGAAGCCAGAGCGCUGCUCUCCAGGUGCCAAUCUCAGGGUGAUUCCGUGCCCAGCUCGCCCGCCUCGCCGACCCCCACAGAGUCCCCUGUCAGCCCCGCGUCGGGCUCCGACCCUCCCUCCGCGGCGGUGAUCCGCCGCCGAUCGGGGCGCGCCAGGCCGCGGCCCUUCUCCGACUACGCCCAGCUGGUGAGCAGGAAGUUCUCCAUCCCCGAGGAGAGAGGGGCGGAGACGCCGGCGGAGACCGCCGCCAGCGCUGCGCCCUCCCACGUUAACGGUGGCGCUGUUGCCGACGGGGACGGCCAGGGAAGUUGCCAUGGCAGCAGUCCCCAGGGUCAACAGUGGAGGCGGCCCAUGUCCGCCAUCGAAGGAUCGACCGACCUCUUCCCUUCGCCGGGCACCGAAGACGGGGAGGACAUGGACAGCAUGCCCUCGCCGAUGACGCGGCCCCCCAUGCCGUCCUACCAGGUGCCCCCCUACAGGGCGGUGUCGGCCCGCCUGCGCCCCAACAUCCUGUCCCAGAGCACCCCCAUCGGGCUGGACCGCGUCGGCCGCCGCAAGCUGCACCGCGUGCUCAGUGAUGGCCCCUCAGAGGGAUGCACAGUGCUGGACGACAGUGUGAGCGAGGAGGACGGCAGCUUUGAUGAGCUCACUGAUGUCACGCCGUACCUGCAGCCUGGAGUGGAGCUCACUGCCCUCAACCAGCUCAUCAGCUCGGGCCACGUGGUGUAUGCGGAGGCGCUGUGGGACCAUGUGACCAUGGAGGAGCAGGAGCUGGCCUUCCAGGCCGGGGACGUGAUCCGCAUGGUGGAGGCCUCCAGCAAGGACUGGUGGCUAGGGAGGGUGGGCGACCGCGAGGCCUGGUUCCCCUCCUGCUUCGUCAGAGUGCGUGUAAACCAAGAGGACUCGAGCGGGGGGAGUGUGGAGAGCGUGGAGAUGGCUCUGGACCAGGAGACGGUGUUGCCUAGAGACAAGCGGGCCCAGAGCACGGUGCACCGCGAGCAGAUGAGGACCAACGUCGUCCGGGAGAUCAUGAGCACCGAGCGCGACUACAUCAAACACCUGAGGGACAUCUGUGAUGGAUAUAUCCGCCAGUGUCGCAAGCACCCUGGCAUGUUCACGGACCAGCAGCUCAAAACCAUCUUCAGCAACAUCGAGGACAUCUACAAGUUCCAGAGGAAGUUCCUGAAGGAUCUGGAGAGGAAGUACAACAAGGAGGAGCCCCACCUGAGCGAGAUCGGCUCCUGCUUUCUGCAGCAGGGUGACGGUUUCUCCAUCUACUCGGACUACUGUAACACCCACCCGGUGGCGUGUACAGAGCUGCAGCGGCUGAUGAAGCAGAGCCGCUACAAGCACUUCUUCGAGGCCUGCCGGCUGCUGCAGCAGAUGAUCGACAUCUCGCUGGCCGGCUUCCUGCUCACGCCCGUGCAGAAGAUCUGCAAGUACCCGCUGCAGCUGGGGGAGCUCCUCAAGUUCACGCCCAAAGACCACAGUGAUUUCAGAGGCGUGAGCGAUGCGUACGAGGCGAUGAAGAACGUGGCGAGCCUCAUUAACGAGAGGAAGAGGAGGCUGGAGAGCAUCGACACCAUUGCCCAAUGGCAGGUCUCCAUCCUGCGCUGGGAGGGCGAGGAUGUGCUGUGCUGCAGUUCCGAGCUCAUCCACUCGGGGGAGCUGACGCGCGUGGUGCGCAACGGCAAGACGCAGCAGCGCAGCUUCUUCCUCUUCGACCACCAGCUGGUCUUCUGCAAGAAGGACGUGCUGCGCCGCGACCUGCUGCACUACCGCGGCCGCCUGGACAUGGACGCCGCCGAGCCCCAGGACCUGCCGGACGGCCGCGACGCCGACGCGGGCGGAGUGACCCUCCGGAACGCCUUCCGCCUGCGGAACCGGGAGACGCUGGAGGUGCAGUGCACGCUGUGCUGCCGCAGGCCCGAGGACAAGCGCCGCUGGCUGGAGGCCUUCAAACGCGAGAGGAGGCGCGUGCAGGAGGACCGGGAGAUGGGAAUGGAGAUCAGUGAAGAACAACGGAAACAGGCGAUUUUCAACGCUCAGAAAGCCAAACAAGGCAAAAUAAAAAGUAUGGGCUACCCAGUGCCCACACAGUACCAGCCCCUUCACCCCAUUCACCAGCGGCACGUUACUGUGCCAACCAGCGUCCCACAGCAGCAGGUGUUUGCCUUAGUCGAGCCAAAGCGGAAGCCCGCCCAGCUUUGGCACAGCUUCACUCGACACACCCUCUUCAAGAAGUAGAACAAAAGCCCCUCCCAUGCCAUGUAUGACUUUGAUGGCGAUGCCCUCUAUAGGAAGUUGAGCGAAAAACCCUCCCACCUCUGGCAUGACCUCACUGGCCACACCCUCUUCAGGAAGUGUGGAAGACAGAGCCAGUGCUCCUGAUCAAGUAUGCGUAUAUGAAGAAAAAGUCCAUUGGAAGACAUAAUGCCCUACUGAUGUGAUGUCCCGCUGAAGUUUGGCCUAUCGUGGAUUGAAUGUUGUGUAGCUCGAAACACAUGAAAUAUAUUUUUUGUUUUGUAAAGUGCCUAUGAUUUGGAAAAAAACACAGGAGGCUUUCCCGUCAUGGACUAUAUUAACUAUCUGUGUGUUUGUCUAUGUGUGUCCUUGUAUGUAUCUGCCUGCACAUUUGUGUGCAUGAUAGGUGUGUGUGUGUGUGUGUGUGUGUGUGUGUGUGUGUGUGUGUCCGUGUCCAAGUCCGUGUCCAAGUCCGUGUCCGUGUCCGUCCAUCUAUCCAUGUGUAUGUAUGUAAGUGCCUGUGACUUGAGGGUGGAGAGAGCCCAAAAGUGUUAUAUGAAUCUUGAUUCCCUCCAUUUCACUGAUGUGGUAAAGAUGCUGCUCAUAUUGAGAUUCUCCCCUCCCUUCAACACCCCUUCAAAUGCGUUUUAUAUUAAUAACGACAAUGAUGUAUAUUCGGCUUUUAAAUUCCUAUUUGUGUUACUAUUGCCUCUUUUGUUUUACUUUAUGUAUAUUUAAGGCUGGAACCUUCUGAAUUUAGACCUCACUUGUGAUGGCAAUAUCGCCUGAUAUGAGCUUUAGAAUGACCAGAUCAGUUAUUCUGCACACUAACACUGUUCACGCUAUGUAAAUAAACUCAUGUACAAAUGUUA